Molecule: messenger RNA, 1998 nt
Organism: Lodderomyces elongisporus
Lineage: Eukaryota; Fungi; Ascomycota; Pichiomycetes; Serinales; Debaryomycetaceae
Exons: 2
Coding region: 1-1998 (665 amino acids)
Source: RefSeq, a predicted model, not a curated record
AUGCCCUUUUUUAAUAAAUGUUUUCAAAAUGUCUUUGCAAAGGAUUCCGAACCCGCCAAACCCAAGGUUCGGUUUUUACUUCCAGGGGAGUCAUCAGGCUCACCAAUCUUAGAACCCAGCUCAGUCUAUAGGGACUCCAGGUAUCUAAGAAAAGCUGGAACUGAAACUUAUGGCGAGAUUUUUCAGAAUAAGCUGGAUUACACAGAGCCAUCAACCGGAAUACCAUUAAUCAGAAGGCGCGCUUUAGAAGCUGAGAAUGCAAAGCAACCACCAAAGAACAGCCCUCCGCAUUUCUCUCCACCAAAGUCGAUCUUUGUACGCAUUGCGGAGGAUCCACGUGUUUUUCCCGAUGAUUUUAUGGAUAUGCUGGAUGGCACAGAAGUAUCAGUUGCGUCAGAAUCAGUUGUUUUGCAAAAUGCAGAGUCAAGUUUGAUCUAUAAUAAACUUAGAGGUCCAGUAAAUUUUGGAAUUGAUUUUUCCUCCGAGAGUCGCCAGACAAGGAGGGAGGAUAUAAUUACGGAAUCUGACACAGUAACAAUCCUGAGGAGUGCUUCCCAAGUAGAGGAGGCAUCCAAUAACAGCUUCACCUCGCCCUAUGACAGUCCAAGCCAACUUCAAUUUCAUGUUGCUAAUGAAACCACAGAUGGAAACGCGGAUGUACCAUGUACAUCUGCCUUAUCAGAAUUUGAGUCUAGCUCGGUGUAUGAUGAUGAAAUCAUUCCGAGAGAGGCUCCAUAUCAUAUUGCUAUUAAAACCACAGAUGGAAACGCGGAUGUACCAUGUACAUCUGCCUUAUCAGAAUUUGAGUCUAGCUCGGUGUAUGAUGAUGAAAUCAUUCCGAGAGAGGCUCCAUAUCAUGUUGCUAUUAAAACCACAGAUGGAAACGCGGAUGUACCAUGUACAUCUGCCUUAUCAGAAUUUGAGUCUAGCUCGGUGUAUGAUGAUGAAAUCAUUCCGAGAGAGGCUCCAUAUCAUGUUGCUAUUGAAACCACAGAUGGAAACGCGGAUGUACCAUGUACAUCUGCCUUAUCAGAAUUUGAGUCUAGCUCGGUGUAUGAUGAUGAAAUCAUUCCGAGAGAGGCUCCAUAUCAUGUUGCUAUUGAAACCACAGAUGGAAACGCGGAUGUACCAUGUACAUCUGCCUUAUCAGAAUUUGAGUCUAGCUCGGUGUAUGAUGAUGAAAUCAUUCCGAGAGAGGCUCCAUAUCAUGUUGCUAUUGAAACCACAGAUGGAAACGCGGAUGUACCAUGUACAUCUGCCUUAUCAGAAUUUGAGUCUAGCUCGGUGUAUGAUGAUGAAAUCAUUCCGAGAGAGGCUCCAUAUCAUGUUGCUAUUGAAACCACAGAUGGAAACGCGGAUGUACCAUGUACAUCUGCCUUAUCAGAAUUUGAGUCUAGCUCGGUGUAUGAUGAUGAAAUCAUUCCGAGAGAGGCUCCAUAUCAUGUUGCUAUUGAAACCACAGAUGGAAACGCGGAUGUACCAUGUACAUCUGCCUUAUCAGAAUUUGAGUCUAGCUCGGUGUAUGAUGAUGAAAUCAUUCCGAGAGAGGCUCCAUAUCAUGUUGCUAUUGAAACCACAGAUGGAAACGCGGAUGUACCAUGUACAUCUGCCUUAUCAGAAUUUGAGUCUAGCUCGGUGUAUGAUGAUGAAAUCAUUCCGAGAGAGGCUCCAUAUCAUGUUGCUAUUGAAACCACAGAUGGAAACACGGAUGUACCGUAUACAUCUUUUAUACCAGAAUUAGAGUCUAGCUCGCCCUAUGACGUUCCAAGCGCAUUUCCAUUUCAUGUUGCUAUUGAAACCAUAGAUGGAAACGCGGAUAUACCGUAUACAUCUGUCUUACUGGUAUCAGCCCCCUUGUCAGAUGCUGUGAGCUCAGUUGAAAGAACCAAUUGGAAUGACCAAAACUCAGAGGACUGCGAUUUUAAAAACAUCAAUUUCUUCCACUUUGACAAGUUUAAGACUCCCGUCGAUUCAUACUGCGGUGAAUUGUGCCAAUAG